UGCACCGCUCAUCCUAUGACCAGACAUUCACUCGCCCGGUAAUGCGCUGCUGGCUUAGCCAAAAUACUCUCACCGUCGUCUCGACAAAUUCGCGAUAGCAUAUCGUACUCGCAGUUCUCCCUGCAAAGGACAUCAUGGCCGCCGUCGCAGGCCCGCAGACGCCCCAGCGUCCACUCCCUGGCGACUUCAUCAACACUCCCGCACCGCAAGCGCCGACCAUCUUCGCUCAACAGGCCGCGACCCUCCGCCAGAAUCCACAGCCACCCGCAACGAACAAUGGCAGUAUCUCCCAGUCAAGCAUUCCACAAAUAUCACCCGUGCAGCGCGGCGCGCGCACCAUUGACGGCAUGCUGGCACAAGAAGCCCGCUUUCCGGAGCUGGAAAGCUACGCGCAGCAAGGCAUGAGCGGCGAGUACGAGCUGCCUACCAAUCCAGCUUGGUUGCCGUACCAAAAGCUCAAGAUGUACGACCUCCCGGCUGCGAUCAUUGAGCAAGCCAACCAGACUGUGGGUGGGCUGCAAAUGGGCGUAAUGCCGGUUCUCAGCCAUUGCUGGGCGGUGAUGGACAACUGUCUGUAUCUGUGGGACUACACCAUGCCGCAGCCAGAGCUUAUUGGAUUUGAGGAGAACUCGCAUCCCAUAACUGCGGUCAAGCUUGUAAGGCCGAAAGCGGGCGUAUUUGUGAAGGAGAUUACGCAUCUUCUUGUUGUGGCGACGAGCGACACCAUGCUGUUGCUCGGUGUGGCGAGUCAAGCUACCUCGACUGGUGCGAAGACCGUCUCAUUAUACAAUACCAAAAUGUGGAUUCACACGAAGGGUCUUAACGUGCAGCAAAUUGAAGCUUCACAUCGGACGGGUCGAAUCUUCUUCCUAGACUCUGGCAGUGAAGACAUCUAUGAGUUCCAGUAUCAGCAGGAAGAAGGCUGGUUCAGAGGCAAAUGCGCACGGAUCUGCCAUACUAGGAGUAACUACGAUUUCGUGCCUGCACCCGUGAAGGCUGUCGGCUCGCUCAUCGCGCCCAGCAAGAGGCAAAGAGUGCUCAAGAGACUAGCGCUGGACGACUCACGAGAUCUGUUAUACACACUCAGCGACACGAGCGAGGUCAAGAUCUGGGCAGUCAAGGAGCAAGUGAAGCUUACUCUCUCCCGACCAAUGGCCAGCCUACUGCAGAACACAAGCCACUUCACUGGCCGUACGGAUCUACUAUACGCGCAGGGUGUGCAGAUUGUAGAUCUAAGUAUUAUUCCGGCAAGCGAAGCGGGCAGACUUAGCGUCAUGGCGACCACCAACACCGGGUGCCGACUCUACCUCUCCGCCACCCGCGGUUACGGUGGCAACGCCGACGCAUCAAAUCCGCCCAGUAGUAUGCAGAUCUUACACAUUCGCUUUCCACCGAGAGAUCUCUCGGCGCCUGCUCCGCAACAGCAGUCCAACUCUACUGCCGUCACACCUUAUAAUGGCGGUGCGCAAAGCAACGUAGACACAUCGUCACGUGCACUUACGCCCACGGACGCCGCACGUCGGUUACCGCCGGGAUACUUUCUCGCCUAUCAAUCUCCCAACUCAGAGUCCUCCCGUGGUCAGCGAGUCUUCUGCGCCGCACCCGACUUCGCACGCCUGAAGAACCCUCAAGACACAUCCUCCAUGUCGAGCCGCUUCGUCGAAUACGGACAGUGGAUCGAGUUACCCUCAGCCUACUCCAUGACUGCCCUCGUCACACCAGACUGCACUUCGUUCAAUAGCCCCAUCGGCUUUGGCAACGAGCUGGCUGUGCAAUUUGAUCGUUCUUCUACGGAGAUCGCUAUCAUGACCGCCGACGGCGUACAGACCAUCAGGCGGAGACGACUGGUCGAUGUCUUUGCAGCGAUGAUGCGAUAUGCAUCCACGGACGAAGAAGGUCGGGAAGGCGACAUCAAGCGCUUUGUCCGGACAUAUGGCCGAGGCGAGACGGCUGCCACAGCGCUGGCCGUCGCUUGUGGACAGGGUGUUGAUGUCAGCUCCGACUCGCGCAUCACCGCCGUCACUGAACCCGACGUGAUCGAAGGCGCACGGAAGGCUUUCAUUGACCACGGUGGUAAGCCAGAGUACAAUGCUAACGCGGUCGUGGAACGUAAUGCUGAGCCGCUCGACUCUGUCCGGCCGAGUCCGAGGCACGAAGGGUUAGCCCUCUAUAUAUCACGCCUCGUACGCUCCAUCUGGUCUGCGCGCGUCAUCACGGAGAUGAUUCUACCUGGCGAGCCGCCUCGGAUGCUUCCCACAAUCCCGCUCGACAGACUGCGCACCGUACAAACAGACCUCAACAAUCUUUCGGGCUUUCUCAAUCGCAACCGUGCUUUCAUCGAAGGCCUUGCGGGUCCUCCUUCGCAACCUGGCCGUCCAAAUUCGCGCCAAGACGAGAUUGCAAACCAUGGUGAGCAUAGAGCUAUGACCGGUCUUGUACAGCUCAUCGCAAGCAUCGUCGAAGGUAUCAGCUUCGCGCUCGUACUCUUCGACGAACGUAUCGAAGAGAUUUUUGCCGCGCUGUCCGAAGAAAGCAGAAAGCGAGCCAAGGAGCUAAGGUUUGAAGAGCUCUUCGUCUCGAAUACCGGUCGCGAGCUGGCGAAAGAGCUUGUCAAAGCGAUCGUCAACCGCAAUAUCGCGAACGGCAGCAACGUCGAUACAGUCGCUGAAGCUCUACGGCGCCGCUGUGGCAGCUUCUGCUCUGCUGAAGAUGUUGUGAUCUUCAAAGCUCAGGAGCAGGUGAAGAGGGCCAGCGAGGCGGGUGGGCAGAGCGAGACCGGUCGCGUGCUGUUAAACGAGAGUCAGCGGCUGUUUUCCAAGGUUGCGGCAAACCUGAGCGAGGAGCAUCUGAAAUGGGCCGUGGAGCAGUAUGUUGGCAUGCAGUUUUAUGCGGGCGCUAUUCAGCUUUGCCUUGUGGUUGCGCAGGAGCGAGAUCGCGCGAAGAGGGCUUGGGGCUGGGUGAAAGAGGGGUGUGCGGAGGGUGAUGCGAGGAAGGUGGAGUUUGAGAAGAGGAAGAGCUGCUACGGCCUCAUCUUCGCCACGAUUGAGGCACUGGACCGCGCGACUAAUGCGGACGGAGGGCAGACUCCUCUUGUGACUCGGAGGCGGAACGAGGCGUACGACGUUAUCAAUGGCUCCGACGACGCCGUUUUCCAGACGUGCCUCUAUGACUGGUACAUCUCCAUCGGCCAAGCGGAGCGACUCCUCGACGUGGACAGCAGCCACGUAAUCGACUACCUCAAGCGUCGAAGCCAAGACCAUCGCGAGCACGCCGACUUGCUUUGGCGAUACUACGCCCACCACAAUGACUACCUAGCCGCAGCCGCCACACAACUCGACCUCGCCCGCGGCUACUUCGAGCUCAGCCUGGAAGAGCGCAUCCACUACCUAUCCCGCGCCCGCACAAACGCCUCAACCCGUACCACCCUUCUCAUGGACAGUCGGCAGAGCAAACAGCAACUCCUUCGCGAGAUCGGCGACUUGCUCGAGGUAGCAAACAUCCAAGACGAUAUACUGCAGCGCAUGAAGUCCGACUCCCGCCUUACCGCCGAGCGCCGCGAAACCGUGCUAAACCAGCUACACAUGUCCGGCAUCUUGCCCCUGGGCGAUCUGUUUAAUCAGUACUCCGACCAAGCGGACUACCACGACAUCAAUCUCCUUAUCUUCCACGUAGCGGACCACCGCAACCCGCUCGACAUCCAACGUAGCUGGAGCGAGCUCGUGCGAAGUGAGGAGAACCGUUCGCUAGCUGACCCCUCCGGUCCGGUCCCUUGGGAACGCAUAGGCGAGAAGAUCCGCGAUUUGGGUCGACGACUGAACCUCUCUGAAUCCGUGUUUCCGGUUCCAUUCCUCUUGCACUUGUUAGAGAAAUGGGCCAUCCAUCCUCGGGAGCAUGUGCCGCCGAAGAACUGGGCGGUUGACAUAUUCCUUGAUCUGGGCGUGCCUCAUGAAGUGCUCCUGCCGGAGUUGGAGCGGUUGUUCUACCUGGGCGAGCAUCCGUUCGUGGGGACGAAGAGGCGAGGGGCGGCGGGAAGCAUGGUUUAUGUCAUCCGACAGUGGGUCCGUGAGAGUGAGAGGAAAGGAGAGAGCUGGACUGAGGAGAGUAUCGAGGUGAUUAGGGGUGUGCUGCAGGGUGUGCUUGGCGAGCAGGGAAUGCUUAAUGAGGAGGGGAGGAGGGAGGCUGGGGAUCUAUUGGCGGCGAUAGGGGGACGCUGAUCGAAUGUGUCUUGAUAGGAGAGAGAUUGAUGGGCUUAGCGAGGCGUUUGCAGCAUCGUUUCUGGACCAUUGCGA
Baudoinia panamericana UAMH 10762 is the source of this 4289-nucleotide messenger RNA. RefSeq lists its product as uncharacterized. Gene Ontology annotation, molecular function: structural constituent of nuclear pore. The record is from RefSeq and is a predicted model, not a curated record. Bases 135 to 4214 code for a protein of 1359 amino acids. The transcript has a single exon. Gene Ontology annotation, cellular component: nuclear pore; nuclear pore inner ring. Gene Ontology annotation, biological process: transcription-dependent tethering of RNA polymerase II gene DNA at nuclear periphery; protein import into nucleus; protein localization to nuclear inner membrane. NCBI's taxonomy places the organism in Eukaryota, Fungi, Ascomycota, Dothideomycetes, Mycosphaerellales, Teratosphaeriaceae.